AUGGCUCCAACUAUCCAGCAACCAGCUCCAUCAUUCAAGAAAACCGCUGUCAUUGACGGUGUCUUUGAGGAAGUCUCAUUGGAACAAUACAAGGGUAAAUGGGUCAUCUUGGCCUUUUUCCCAAUGGCAUGGACUUUUGUUUGUCCUACUGAGAUCAUUGCUUACUCGGACGCCGUUAAGAAGUUUACUGAUAAGGAUGCUGUGGUCUUGUUUGCUUCCACCGACUCUGAGUACACCUUGUUGUCGUGGACUCAAGCCGCUAGAAAAGACGGGGGUUUGGGAUCCUUGAACAUUCCCUUGAUUGCCGACCAAAACCACUCCUUGUCCAAGGACUACGGCGUCUUGAUCCCAGAAGAAGGUAUCGACUUGAGAGGAAUCUUUUUGAUUGACCCUAAGGGAAUCUUGAGACAAAUCACCAUCAACGACUUGCCUGUUGGCAGAUCUGUUGAAGAGUCCUUGAGAUUGUUGGAAGCUUUCCAAUUUACGGAAAAAUACGGUGAAGUUUGCCCAGCUAACUGGCAACCAGGUGCCGAAACCAUCAAGGCUACUCCAGCCGACUCUAAGGAAUACUUUUCAAAAGUCAACAAGUAA
Molecule: messenger RNA, 591 nt
Organism: Lodderomyces beijingensis
Lineage: Eukaryota; Fungi; Ascomycota; Pichiomycetes; Serinales; Debaryomycetaceae
Source: the annotation of a GenBank genome assembly